Syngnathus typhle (broad-nosed pipefish) is the source of this 2015-nucleotide messenger RNA. It is a transcript of the gene slbp2, whose product is annotated as stem-loop binding protein 2. Gene Ontology annotation, molecular function: histone pre-mRNA stem-loop binding; mRNA binding. The coding region runs from base 537 to 1445 and encodes 302 amino acids. The record is from RefSeq and is a predicted model, not a curated record. Gene Ontology annotation, biological process: mRNA 3'-end processing by stem-loop binding and cleavage; mRNA transport. Gene Ontology annotation, cellular component: cytoplasm; histone pre-mRNA 3'end processing complex. Lineage: Eukaryota; Metazoa; Chordata; Actinopteri; Syngnathiformes; Syngnathidae. The transcript has 9 exons.
CUACGGCCCGCGGGCCACAUCCGGCCCACGGGACCGUUUAAUCCGGCCCGCCAACCCUGAACAAAUUGUAUUAAACGUUUUUUUUUUGGUCAUUUUGCCUGCAAUGACUGCGUUUUCCCAGUAGAUGGCGAAGCGCUCGCCUGCGCAUUUACUACCGGAAGCCGUGUCAGAAAGCUCGGUGCACACUCACAAGUGCGUGUACGUACUCCGUAGUACGGACUUGGCGCACUCUCGCUCUAUUCGUAUCAGUCCCGAAUUUAGAGCGUGGGUUUUGACGACAGCAUUCUUAUAAUUCGCGCGCUGAGCUUUCAGAUGCAGUUUUGCGCUAAAGCCACCCACAAACCUUCCCCUGGAAUCCUUCCAUUAAAAUGAGUGGCCCGAAAAAAAGAAGUGAGUGCCGAAUGUUAAAAAAGAGUGGACAAUUUGGCUCGACGUACGCGACGUGACGUUCAGCCACAUCAACAUCAACCCGUCACAGAUCAAGUUUCUGUUUCAGCCCGCGGUCAUGCGCUUGCGCCAAGGGCUGGUCGACAGCCAUGUGGAACGGCCUCUCUGAACCACUUGCGGCUGCCGGUCGCUCUACAACCGAGCCUUGGCUCCUCCCCGGAUGCAGUUCUGUCUUUGACAGCCUCGUCAGUAACGUUUCUCCAAUCUCGAUGUCUCCGGCGGCGCUCAGCCCGCGAGGUGGGGAGAGAUAUGCCGGUGGCAAGCCACGCAGGACAUCAAUCUUGGAGCGUUGUAUCCUUAAAGCGUCCACCAGUAGCGUCGCUGUGGAGACAGAAGAUCUGGACAAGAGCAGGGCUCCGCUCAGCCGCUGCUACCCUCGCCUGCCGGAGCCAAACAACACGGAGACCAAUGCCGCCGUUCUCAAGCGCAGACAGAAGCAGAUUCUGUAUGGCAAGAACACAAGCGGCUACCAGAACUACCUGCGGCAAGUGCCCAAACAUUCGAGAGACCUGAAACUCCACCCGUCCACCCCCAACAAGUAUAGGAAGUACAGCAGGCGCUCGUGGGACACGCAAGUUCGUCUGUGGCGCCGAGCGCUGCACCAGUGGGACCCUCCCGGCGAUGGCGCAACGCUCGCCUGCGACCCGGUUGAGCAACUGCAGAACCAACUGGAAAAAAUGACCUCGGACUCGUGCGGCGAUGGAGGAGACAAGCGGAGAGAGAAGGAGACCCUGGCGGCCUCCUCUGCGCCCCCCCUGUCAGCCGACAUGUCGCCUCCCACCGCCCGCAAUGUUCCGCUCUCGCCGGAGCCCGAGCGUAGUCGUCCACCUCGCUCUCCUCCCGGCCUCAGCUGCUUCUUCGGGAUCCGGCUGACCGAAAACAACGUGGCCGACUGGCUCCAACUCCAGCUGGAGGACGACCGUUCGGGAGGCGAUUUCAGCGCCGAUGAUCAACGGGUCCCCGUGGUGUUGGACCAGUUCCUAUGGAACCGCUACUGAACGUCCCUCGCUGCGACGAGCCUGGUUCGCUUGACGCUGAGCAAGUUCAUCAUCCAGAUGGCCCAGUGAUAGACUUGAAUCUGUGUAUGAGUGUGUCUGUUUUUCUCUGAUACAUUUGUCUUUUUAAGGGCACUGAUGAUUUAGAGGGGAGGGGGCCUGCGCUAUUGGGUCCUUGGGCCUUUUUGCCCUUCAGUGUCGGAGGCAACAGGUGAUGGAUCCCGGUGUUUAACAGACAGAGGUUGACUUGGUGCUUUGACCCGAGCACUUUUCUUUUGUGUUUAUUGCACUUUGUCACUGGCGCCGUGUUCUCCGUGUACACAAAAAGCUGCUGAAGUUUGUCUUGAAAGUCACUCUUAUUUUGUUUUUGCUGUCACUUUCUGGCCUCUGUCGAGGCUGCCGUUUAAUUUGAUUCCGUCUUGGCCACGUUCACUUCUGUUCUGCAAAGGUUCUUUCACCUUUUUUUUUUUAUUUGUUACAUGACAUAUGCUGCUUUAAAUGUUAAAAGCGAAGCUGAAAUUAAUAAAGAUGUAAACAAAGUAUCAAAUUAAAUGCAGUUUUUUCAUGUAAAAA